Messenger RNA from Saccostrea cuccullata (small rock oyster), 3024 nucleotides. RefSeq lists its product as uncharacterized. Bases 301 to 2454 code for a protein of 717 amino acids. The record is from RefSeq and is a predicted model, not a curated record. NCBI's taxonomy places the organism in Eukaryota, Metazoa, Mollusca, Bivalvia, Ostreida, Ostreidae. The transcript is spliced from 2 exons.
AAACUGAAUCAACUGAUGACUGAAUAUUUCAGUCCUUUUUCUCUGUUGUAAACUAUUUAUUACCAUACAGAUUUUCAUGAUGAAACAAGACAAGAAGAUAUCAAAGCUCAAGCAAAGGAACAUCUUGAGAGCUAUCGGGAAUUUGACGAGUACUACGUUGAAACGUCCUUAUAUAAGAAGAUACAGAACUGCUUCAAAGAAAAUGGAGUAGUAGUCAUAGAGGGACCAACUGGUUGUGGCAAAACAGCAGCUGCAACACAUUUGUUAUUAAAGUAUUACGAGUUGACAGGUAUUGACAUAAUGAAAGUAACACAAUUUACCGAUCUAUAUCAAUGUAAGAGUGAAGGGGCAUCAUCGGUCAUUUUUCUAGUGGAUGAUUUAGAUAUUGAUAACCCUGAUAUGCUGAAAUGGAAAGCUGCUUUUGAGGUGCUAUACACAAAGAUGAAAAAAGCACGUGAGAUACAUCGCAGAGGAGCUCACAGAAUUAGAUUGGUUGUUACAGCGUUUCAUAUCCCAUCGAUAUUACUAACUCUCCCAAUAUUUUCAAAAAACUUUUUAAUUCUUGAAUCAGAAUUAAAUAAGAGGGAAAAAAUUAAAAUUUUGCGGAAACAAAUGAAAUACGCUAGUGAACAUUUGAAUAUCAAGUAUGAAUCAAUUAAUAAAGAUGUUCAGGAAAAUGUUGAAUCUGCAAGUACAGUUGUUGGAUUUCCUCUCGCUGCCCAGUUGUACGCUAGAGAAGAAAAAUAUCGUAAGAAAGGAAAGGAGUUUUUCGAAAGUCCAAAGGUAUUUUUCAAAGAUUCAUUGAAAGAGUAUGUAGAAAACGAUAAAAGCAAAAGCAUACUCACAGCACUCAUCAUAGUGUAUUUGCGUGAAAUAUAUGAAAGAAACGGAAAUAUACCAGACGAUAUAGCUGUGGCAAAGCUAGCCUUCCCAGAAACAUGCAAGAAGGUCAUAGAUUCCCAUAUAGUCAAUAGACUGAAAUUGAAAUAUGAGAGUGUAUCUAAUUCUGCAACAAAGCUUCUUGGACUUUUCUUUUUGAAAACAGAGGAGGGCACCUAUAAGUUUUGUCACUCGCUUGUUUUGGAUUCAGUAAGUUCCUAUCUUUUUGACGAGUACUUUGAAACUGUUGUUGAACAUUUUCCUUUGGCUGUCAUUGCAUAUGAAACACACGAAUUUUCGGAUUACACAGAAACACAAUUCUCUUUUAUCAGUGACAGAUUGAUAAGGGAAUUGGAAGCUGGAAAUUUGGAAGACGUUUGUAGGUGUACCAUUCUGAAAAAUGAAUUUAUUUUAAAAAUCAUGAGAAGAAGAUUACAAGAAAAUGAAACAACUUUGAAAAAAAUAUUAACGGUAUUCGACUGUCAGCAUGAACAUUUGCGACUUACAUUUUGGGCAGGUCGAUAUGGACUGUUGAAAUUUUCAGCCAUGCUGUUAAAUUUUGUAGAUACGCACAUCUUGAAUGAGCCGUUAUUGAAUCGAUACUUUUCGCUACUAGGAGAAUUUUCUUUAAAGUCUCCAAGAGACCUGAAUGAUACAAUCCACAACAUCAAAAAUUCAUCAGAUAUUAGAAAGGUAUUGUUCGCUGAAAGGCAGAGUUUUAUUCAUGAAAUAAUUUCAUCCAACAGACAAGAUGGUGAUGUCAAGGCAAUCCUCGAACAUCUUGUAAAGGACGGAAUAUCCAUGGAUACUCUUGACAGAAACAAAAGAACGCCAUUGAUGAUUGCUGUAUAUUGUGACAAAGACAGGGGCUCAACAAUUGACCUGUUGUUGGCAAAAUCAGAUUUGUCAAAAGUAGACAGCAAAGGUUAUUCUGUUUUUCAUCAUUGUGUUGCAGCUGAGAAAAAUGAUAAAAAAUGUUCUCUCAUUCUUUCGAAACUUCUUGGUUCUUACAACAUUCCUACAAAUGUUUUGAAUCUUGAAAGCAGUUCUGGUUUGACAGUUCUGCACAGAGCGGUCAUUGUAACAAAUCACAGCAGAAUAAUUUGCAUGCAGAUUUUGCUUGGUUUUGAUAAAGAACUCUGUAAAAAUGAGAUGCUAGAUAAAACAGGUAGAUCUCCAAUAUACAAUAUGAUUAAAUAUCUGAAUAAAAGGAGCAUAUUUGUUGAACUGGAGAGAUUGAUUCGAGCAUGUAUACUCUUACUACAUAACUGUUCCCCUUAUGACAAGGCAGACAGCGAUGAAAAAAGUGCUUGGGAUGUUAUUAAAGAAAACAAAUCUGGUAUUCAUCAAAAAUUAUUUCAAUUAAUCAAAGUUAGUCCAGAUCAAGAAGAAAUAAUUGAAAUCAUUUGUUCUGUACUCGACGACUUACCACAGAAUGCUGAAAGAAGUGAUGUCCCUUUCGAAACACUUGUACCAAAAGGAUCGGAAAUCUUUUCUGCGGGUUUAAGAAUGCUCUUUAAUAAGGCAGCUCAGUGUUUGUGUUCUAAAACGUUCAGUGACGUUCAAACAAUGUAAUUUAAGGAAUUGUUUUAAACCUUUUAAUGUGUUUUCAAAAUCUUUUAGAAAAACUGCCACAAUUGAUAACGGUACAACAUAAAGAAAGUCAAAUAUAUUUGUGUAUUUAAUACUCCAGCAAGUAAGCUUAGUAAUGGAGAGACUGAUUAUAGUAUUAUUAAAUGUAGUAUACUAGUAUUUCCACAUCUUUGACACUGAGUCGAUGUCGCCUCAUGCAUCUUUGACUCUGUUUAGAUGUGAAAUACGUAAUUGUGUUUACCGUACAUUUUUAUGCCAUACGUAACCUCAUUGCAUAAUAUUAUAAACAUUUAUAGUUACUGUAGUUUUGUUACAUGUGUCUCUGUAUCUAACAUAAUAUGUUUUAUUCUGUUUGAUAUAACCAAUUAUUAUAUGCCUUUGGUAUUUUUUAAUAAUUUUAUUUAGUCUAAAUAGUCUAAUUUGAUUGGACUAGACAGUCACAUGACUUUGUUUUAUAUAGUAUAAAGAAUGUAGGUAUAGAGCCACGCCCCCUUGGCAACAUUGAGCUGGAACUACUUUUUACCAUAACUUCCUGUUUACAUUAUAGUUUAU